Athalia rosae (coleseed sawfly) is the source of this 1074-nucleotide messenger RNA. RefSeq lists its product as uncharacterized. The transcript has 5 exons. The coding region runs from base 341 to 844 and encodes 167 amino acids. The record is from RefSeq and is a predicted model, not a curated record. Lineage: Eukaryota; Metazoa; Arthropoda; Insecta; Hymenoptera; Athaliidae.
GGUAUAGAGCAAAGUCGAACGUUGUAUUGGACAGUCGCGCAUUUGGCGCGGAGUCCGUCGUGCUCUUGGCACAGUUUCUUGCCAUCCUCUCUUCGGAUCGGACUGUGCUAACCGACGAUCUGCGCGCAAUUUUAAAUCCGGAUAGCCACCAAGCACGUUGAUCAACGGCGCAGAAUUUACCGCCCCGAUAUAAACGCUCGCUUCCUACAAAAAAAUCCCCCAUGGAUAGUCGGUAGCGCCUCGAAAGGUGUCUUCAAAGAUCCGAAGUGUUUCUGCAAUUUUUUGAGAGUAAAAAUUCAAACAGAUUUGGUACAAAAAAAAAGUCACGCACAAACGCAAGAUGCAGUUGACGACGUGUUGCCGAUGCUGCUCGCUGAAGACGGGAACACUAGUGAGCGGAGUGGCCGGAAUAGUACUGGCGGUGAUUUCAUUGAUUGUUAUGUACACGACGAACGUUGAAUGGAGAACGAUCGUCGUCGAUUUACUUCCACAAUGGGCGGUGAAGCUGAUAUUGGCGAUAAAUUUGUGCAUGACGAUACUGAUCUCAACUUUACUGAUCAUCGGAGCGCUCAAGAGAAAUACUUUCUUGAUGCUCCCUUGGGUGAUAUUGGGCAUAAUGUUGGCCGUUGCGCUUCUGGUAAGCGUUAUUUACACGGCGGUCAUGCUCUUCAUAAAUUACGAUACGAUCGGAGGAAUACUUUGGAUAAUAUUCGGUCUGAUAUCAGUCGUGGUAUACGUCUACAUGUGGCUAGUCGUUUACAGUUUCUUCCAAGAGAUACGUUACGAAAAAUCGAACGUAAGACUGGGUCCUUACGGAAGACCUUACAACUACCGCAGGCCGUAGACGUAACGAAUGAACGAAGAAAAUAUUCAAAAAUAACGAAAGAAAAAUAAAAAAAAAAAGAAAUAUUUCUUCGACUAAAACUAAUUUCACCAAAGCAUCACAAUUAUACACAUGACACAAAUCAUUAUACGAUCGUUAUCAUCGCGCGGAUUCAUAUUAUUAUCUAGCGUAUAUAUUUUCUAACAUUGUUAUAUUAUUUAAUUGAAUAAAUUAUUAUCGUUUUUAUUAAA